AUGGCGGUCGUUUCGUGGGCAUCGGUAAUUUUAGUCUUUUUCGGGUUAGAUUUAGCCCAGAGCCUCUAUUUCCACAUGGGAGAAACAGAAAAGAAGUGUUUCAUAGAGGAAAUUCCAGACGAAACAAUGGUUAUCGGUUAGUUGAGACAUCCCUUAAUGUAACGCAAUUUUGGAAUAAUAGUACCUAAAUUAGCGUUUGUUCUAAAGCCACUUGAUUUUUAUGGGUUAGGCUUUUCGAAUGACGAGCAGAUCUCUGGUAGUUCUGGUUGUUAAAAAAAUUCCCACUUAAACUAUUUUCUUGGUAAAGUAGCAUACUGUUUCGAAUCUGAAAAUGUGUAUUUAGUUUAAUCGUAUAAUAGCCAGCAUGUUGCAUGCAUCUUUACUUCAAAAGGCAAAUAUACCAGUUACUGAAGAAGCACGCAUGCUUUACUAUGAGUCAUUUACCAGAAAAUAACGUUAGAAACAAGGUUAAGCGGGUAGAGAAGGAAAUUAAGAGCAAUUUAGAGUUAUUUAAGACCUUCAAAUUACCAUAUUGGCAUUUUACAACUUUGGGUACACAACUAUAUAACACCAAUCUCUGAUCUUUAAAUACUUAACGCAAACUAAUGGUUAAGCUAAAUUUCUCUUACUUAAUGUUGAGUUUCAAUGUAGUAGUUACUACAGAGUAUAUCUCUCUAACAAAAUAAUCAAACUUCCAUCCCUCCAGUCCUAAGUUGUUCAAACACUAGACAAUAUUUAUUCAAUUUCAAACUCCAGAUGAUGCAUUUUCAGUGUUCUGAUUGGUUCACACAGCUCUGCUUAUCAGCUCAUACACCAAAUCAAUCUUUAUGGGAAAUGAUUUGCUCAAGUUUUGCUAAACUGGAUUUACUUUUGGCUGGAAACAGUUGCUUCUCCCGUGCAUUGUGGAUAUUUUAAUUUGAUAAAAUAAAUAUUCCAUUUGCACUUGUUGUAUAUGAGAUUGGUUAUAGCCAAUUUGAUACUACAUGCCUUGUUCACUAUUUACCAUCUCAUAUAAGAUGCUCACUCAUGGAAUAAUUGUAAUAGUUUAGCUUGUUUGGUCAACAGAUAUCUACUGGAUGGCAGUUAAUCCAGACCUGUCAGUAUUUAACAUAUAAGUAUAUAAGUCCUGACAGGAUUCUCUUGUGACCUUAUUUCAAAAUUAACUUAAGUGGUAUUGCCUUCCCUGAACUAAUGUUAUCGUGACAAUUCAACAGGUAAAUACAAGACACAGUUAUACGAUGAAAACAUCAAAGAUUUCCUUCCAUCCAGUCCUGGUAUAGGAAUGCAUGUGGAAGUGAAAGAUCCCAACAUGAAAGUUAUUCUAUCUAAAUAUUAUGCAUCAGAGGGAAGAUUCACUUUCACCUCACAUUCACCCGGUGAACACCUUAUCUGUCUUCACUCAAAUUCUACUCGAUGGUCUUUGUGGGCAGGAGGAAAGCUGGUAUGUCAGAUUGAGCACACUUAUAGUUAGAAGUGAACUCUUUCUCAACUUUGAGAUGUAUAAUGUCCUCACUUUGGACUUUCAAGAAAUAAGCUGGGAAUUUUUAGUGGUUGUCAUUUCUAAGUAUGGGUUUUAUUGAUAUCUUUUUCAGCGCAUUCAUUUGGAUAUUCAAGUGGGUGAACAUGCCAAUGAUUAUCAAGAAAUUGCUGCCAAAGACAAACUUACAGAACUCCAGCUUCGUAUUCGUCAGCUGUUAGACCAAGUAGAACAGAUAAGCAAAGAGCAGAACUAUCAGAGGGUAAGGGUAACAGAACACCUGUUUAAAUUUUGAAGAAGAUUUAUAAAACAAUUAUAGAAAAAAAAAAUUUUUUUCACAGAAAAUUCCAAUAGUUAAUGCAAUCCAUGUAUAUUUUCUCAAAAUCCUAUAACAAUGCUAAAAGCAAUGGUCAAACUACAUCAAGUGUUACAAUUGGAGCAUGCAGCUUUAACAAACUUUUGAAAACUUACUGUAGGAUUAUAACUUAAUAUGAGGAUAUACCUUUUUUUCCAUAGUGAUGAAUUUCCUUAUUUUAUUCUUAAUGAUUUUGUUUUCUUUGAUCACAGUUUCGUGAGGAGCGGUUUAGAGCAACCAGUGAAAGUACCAACCAGCGUGUACUGUGGUGGGCUUUGGCACAAACUUUGAUACUCCUUGUCACUGGAUUCUGGCAGAUGCGUCAUCUAAAGGGAUUCUUUGAAGCAAAGAAACUAGUUUAAAGAAAUUAUACAAGUUGUUUUAAUUUGGG
Messenger RNA from Pocillopora meandrina, 2223 nucleotides. The record is from the annotation of a GenBank genome assembly. Lineage: Eukaryota; Metazoa; Cnidaria; Anthozoa; Scleractinia; Pocilloporidae.